Messenger RNA from Dromiciops gliroides (monito del monte), 9247 nucleotides. RefSeq names its product centrosomal protein 170B (gene CEP170B). The record is from RefSeq and is a predicted model, not a curated record. Gene Ontology annotation, molecular function: protein binding. The transcript is spliced from 19 exons. Lineage: Eukaryota; Metazoa; Chordata; Mammalia; Microbiotheria; Microbiotheriidae. Bases 353 to 5341 code for a protein of 1662 amino acids.
GGAGCCUCCUGCAGACGUCAGGAACCUGCUUGGCGAGGGCCGCCAGCGGCGCUGCUGCUGCUGCUCCCCGGGCCACUGAGGUUGAGCCGGGGCCGGGGCCGGGGCUGGCUGGCGAGCCGGCCCCGCUCAGCCGGAGCCAUGUCCUAGUCGCCGAGCCGCACCUCCACGCCGCGCCGAGCCGGGCGGGCCGGGCCGGGCAGGGCCCGGGCUCCCGCCGGCCCCGCUCCUGGAGUACAGGGAGGAGGAGGAGGUGGCGGCUGCGGCGGCGGAGCUGCUGGCAGGAGCCCGGGCCCUGGAUUGGGGGACCCGAGGCCGGAGCAGGAAGCUCAAAGAGGAAGUGACAGCUAACAAGAUGAGUGUGACAUCAUGGUUUCUGGUGAGCAGCAGUGGCACACGCCACCGGCUGCCAAGAGAAAUGAUAUUUGUUGGCCGGGAUGACUGUGAACUGAUGCUUCAGUCUCGAAGCGUGGACAAACAACAUGCAGUAAUCAACUAUAACCAGGACAAAGAUGAGCACUGGGUAAAGGACCUUGGCAGCUUAAAUGGGACGUUUGUGAAUGACGUGCGCAUCCCUGACCAGAAAUAUGUCACUCUGAAACUCAACGAUGUAAUCCGCUUUGGCUACGAUUCUAACCUGUAUGUGUUAGAACAUGUCCAGCACAAGGUCCCCGAGGAGGCUCUGAAGCAUGAGAAGUACACCAGCCAGCUGCAGAUGAAUUUUAAGGGCACGGCUGUGAAGCGUGGGGACCCCCCACCAGAUCUUGGUUCUUAUUCUGAAUCCCCACAGGCCAAACCAGAGAAGGGAGACCGGAGACCUGUCCCAGAGCCAUUGACCUACCGCACUCCACUAUAUGGGCAGCCCUCAUGGUGGGGGGAGGAUGACGGCAACAACAAAUUGGACAGGCCAGAUGACCAGCAUCAGGAAGACCAUUAUCCAGAGAGGACCAAGGAAAUUCCCCAGCAUGAGGAGGUCAAUGGAAACAUUCCAAGCUACAGGGAUGGGCAGGAACCAUCAGCAUUCACCUUCCGGAGGGAACCGAGUUAUUUUGAGAUCCCCACGAAAGAGUUUCAACCCGUCUCCAAGUCUGUGGAGGAACAGGUUCAUGAAGUCCCCACGAAGGAUGUGGAGCCGGCAGGGGGUGGGGCACCCCCAGUGGUGCAAAGCCAUGCCUCCUUCACCAUUGAAUUUGAUGACUGUAGCCCUGGCAAGGUGAAGAUCAAGGAUCACGUCACCAAGUUCUCCCUGCGACCUCGGCGGCCCCUUGUGAAGGACCCAGCGCCUGCUGACAUGGUGUCUGCCCAGAGCAAGGUAGCGCAUUGGUUAGUCCAGAAUGAUCCUAGCUUGAUACGAAGGCCAGGACCUGGGGAGGAUGGAUACAGCACCAAGAGUGACCUGCCUGUUCAUGUACGGACACUGAAGGGCCACCGGCAUGAGGAUGGCACACAGAGUGACACAGAGGAUCCAACGGCAGCCUCUUCUCUAAAGGCAGAAAAAGAGGCUUCCCCAGUACCUGUGGCAGAGCCCCCCACGGGGGAACAGGUCCGACUGCAGCGGCAGAUCAAGCGGGACCCCCAGGAAAUGUUGCACAACCAGCAGGCCUUUGUCAUCGAAUUCUUUGAGGAUACACCCCGUAAAAAGCGUUCUCAGUCCUUCACCCAUGUACCAGCUGACCCCAAAGCAGACAAGCGCCGAGUGCCAGGGCCCACUGCUGUCUGUGGGGGAAUGGCUGCCGUCCCAGGUCCUGCCUCAGGCCGAGCAUCUGGAAACCCUUCGGGCCCCCAGAGGGCCAGUUCACUCAAGCGAGAGAAGACGGAGGAUCGGAUGGGUUCAUCCUCAACACCUCCCCGCCCAACACAUCGACUCUAUGGGAGUGUGGGGCGCAGGUCCCGGAUGGCUCAGGAUUUUGCUGCUGAGUACCUGCGGGAGACUGCUACAGCAGGGAGGCCAGGCCCAGAAAAGCAACCACCAGGCUUGCCCACGCCCCUAGCUCCCCGUGUGGUCAUCUCAACAGCUCCCCCAGUGCCCCCAUCCUCCCCAGCUCCGGUGGUCUCUGACCCCCAGCUGGCCAAGUCCCGGAAGCAGGAAGAGGAUGACAGUUUAAGUGAUGCUGGCACCUACACCAUUGAGACAGAGACUCAAGAUAAGGAAGUUGAGGAGGCACGGAAAAUGAUUGACCAGGUUUUCGGGGUGUUUGAGUCCUCUGACUUUUCCAAGAUGACCUCAGCUACCUUCCGCCCAGUUAUCCGUGGAGAGAAGGAUGAAGCAGGCUCCUCCCCACCCCCUGUGGCAGAAGCAGGGGUGGCUCAGCGGCUCGCUCUGCUGCAAGAGUUUGCCUCCAGGACCUCAGGCCUAUCUCCUCCAGGCGAACCCCAGGUCCUGCCAAUGUCAGGCUCUCCAGGGAGUCAGAAAUGGGUAUCCCGUUGGGCCAGUCUGGCUGAUAGCUACUUGGAUCCAGGACCAGGGCCUUUGCUCCCUGAGUCAAACCCCUCUGGCCUGGACUCUGAGACGGAUAUCACCAACCACAAAGUUGGGGAGUUGGAGCCAGCCUUGCCUUCCAGAACACGGAGACUACUCCCCCAGCUACCCCCAAGUGAUAAAGCAGAAAGUCCUGUGUUGACUGGAUUAAUGGGGCCAGAUCCCUACCCUGAAGUCAGUAAGAGAAAUGCAGCCAAACAAUCAGCCUCAGAGUCCUACGAGAACCCAGUAGACCACUUGUUCAUCCAAGAGGAUCUGGACCCAGACAGUCUUAGUGAUGGAAGCCAAUCAGAUGAUGGUCUUGGGCCCAGGGAGAGAAAGAGUGAGAGUGCCCAGGGCCCCGAGUGGCCUCGGGGCCAGCAGCAUUCACCUGUGACAGAACUCCAGCAUAACAAAGCCAAGACAGCAGGGGAGCCGGCCCCCAUGUCCUUCUAUAUUGGAGAUGAUAACAAGGAGCCCAGCUUUCCCUCCAAACUCUCCCGAAGCCCCCCAACCCCCCGAGCCAACAAGGAGCCUGUGGAUCGGGCAUCAUCCCCCUUGCGGCCAGUCAGCAGCUCCCCUUCCUUGAGGUCCAGAGCCAAGGAGGAGAAUGGCACAUAUAUCAGCAUGACGGGGAAGAUGACUAUUUCCCUGCAGACCAACCAGUCCCCAGAACAAGAUAGUUCGGCAGUGGUGGCAAAGGAGGCCCUAUCCUUCGUCCGUCAAGAGAGCUUUACCAAAGAGCGGGCAAGCAGUGGCAUUGCCCCCAACAGGCUCCCCCACAUAUCCAGCCAUCCCCUCCUGAAGGACUUGGAGGCUGCCCGGGCUACCCGCAUGGACUACCAUACUCAGGAUACGCACUUAAUCCUGAAGGAGACAGAGACGGCUCUUGCGGCUUUGGAAGCCAAGAUCCUCGCCAAGUCCCCCGGGGAGGAUGCCAGGAACAACCCUACACAGCCAGAGGAUUCCUUAUCAGGCGAUUCUGAUGUAGACACGUCCAGCACUGUUAGCCUUCUCAGUGGGAAGAAUGGCUCCAGCCAGACCCAGAAGGUCAAGGUGGUGGUGGGCAAUGGGUCACAGAAAGAGCGGCCAUCGUCUGCACCUUCAAUACAGGAUUCCAGCAAUGGUGGUCUUGUGCCCAGUGCCCGAGAGCGGCUCUCUGAGAAGCAGCGUCGCCCGGGGCCAGCCCCAGAGGGAACUCGGCGCUUCCAGGUUAAACGUAACAAUGGAACCCGUGGAUCUCUGGACUUCACAGAUGAUGAGCGGGGGUCUGGUCACCCCUACACACCCAGUCCAGAUGCCGUCACAUCAGAGCCUGAACAUCAGCCAGCAGCAACGGUCAGACCCACACCCCGGAGGAAGCCCACGGCCCCGCCUCCUUCUCCUUCUACCACCAAGGAAGAACAUGGCCGGGUCUCUGCCAACGUGCAGAAGGUACAGCAAAUUCUCACAAGGUCCAAUAGCCUGUCCACCCCACGGCCCACUCGGGCCUCCAAGCUUAGGCGGGCGAGGCUUGGGGAGACCUCAGACAAUGAGGGUGCUGAGAAUGAAAGGGCCACCGCGUCCAAUCCUGAGGCCACGGCCAAGCAGAACACGGAGGGCAAGAAGCUGUCCCGCCUGGACAUUCUGGCCAUGCCCCGAAAAAGGGCUGGUUCGUUUACGGUGCCCAGUGAUUUGGAGUCAGCCCCAGCCCGGACAGGCUUCUCUGGAAGGAGCGUUGAGUCCUACUACUCAAGCCGAAAGCCGACCAUGUCAGAAGCUCGAGCAGCCGCCAGGAAAACAGCAGCAGCUGUGGCUGCCGCAAAGCAGCCUUUCAACCGGGCUCGCUCGGGCAGCGCCCGGUAUUCUUCCUCCUCUAACUCCCGGCGGAGGCAGCAGGGUUCAGACUGCACAUCCACCUCGGAGGAGGAAUACGGCUCUACCCACAGUUCUCCCAAACACAAACGCUCCCAUGCCUCAACAGCCACUCAGACCCUGAGGGCCACUGGCCAGAGCCGGCCCAGGUCCUACAAUGGGCGGGACACGGAUGAGGAUGAUGAGGAUGACGAGCCUGAGCACUACAACUUCAUUGUACAGACAGCAGAAAUCGCUGAGAUUGCCAGGUUAAGCCAGACUCUGGUGAAAGAUGUUGCUAUCUUGGCAAGAGAGAUCCAGGAUGUGGCCGGGGAUGGAGACUCCCAGAGCUCCUCAGGAACUGGCCGUGGCACCUCACUCAGCUCUGUCCCCAGCACCCCAGCAUCCACUAUCUCUGCCAGAGAGGAGCUGGUACAGCACAUCCCAGAAGCCAGCCUCAACUUCCAAAAGGUGCCACCUGGUGCCAUGGGUUUGAAGGACUUUGACCAGAACAUGAAUGACAAUCGGGAUGACAAUUAUGCUUGGAGGACACGGCCCAGGAACCGAGAAGAGGUGAUCUUUGAUAACCUGAUGCUGAAUCCUGUUUCCCAGCUAUCGCACACAAUCCGGGAGAACACGGAAAACCUUGCAGAGAAAAUGAAGAUUCUCUUCCAGAACACAGAGAAGACCUGGGAAGACAUGGAGGCCAAGAUCAACUCAGAAAAUGAAGUGCCCAUCCUGAAGACAUCCAACAAGGAGAUCAGCUCCAUUCUGAAGGAACUAAGGAGAGUCCAGAAACAGCUAGAAGUUAUCAAUGCAAUCAUUGACCCCACUGGGAACUUGGACAUCAUGACUGGCAAUAGGCUGUCUUCGGGGUCAACGCUAAGGCCAGCCAGUAAGGUCAGGACUGCUAAUAGCCCAGCCCCUCCUACUGAGGAAGUGGUGGGCUCCCUGACACCAUCCAUGAAAAACCACACUCAGAACUCCACCUGCAGCUCAACCCGACUCCAGGACGCCACCUUCCUUCCUGAGACAGAGAAGUUUGUGAUAUGAAGCCGUGUCCCGCGUCAUUGCCGCUGGCCACCAGCCACCUGUGAUUCCAGUGGUGUGGUAGUGUUGUAUGUGUGUAUGUGUGGUUGUGGGCUGUUGUGUCAGUCAUUGGCACUUUGUACAAAGAAAUUGAGCCGAUUGGGCCUCUACGGCGGUUGUUAGACAACUAGCCACAUCAGAUAUCCCACAUGUGCCAAAACUAUAGCCCAGCUGUGCACCUCUUCUGGGCUCCUCUGCCCUGCCCUAGUCUAGUAAUCACACCCUUCUCUUUCACUCGUCGUCCAUGGCUAUAAGGUCUUGGCCUUGAUGAUGUGUUCCAUCCCUUCCCAGAGCCAUGGACACCCCCUAAUGUUGGGUCUGAAUAGAACAGGUCAUGAGUUUGUGGAUCAGAUCCAGUGGCAUGGGAUGGGUAUCCCAGUCCCUUGAUGAGCAUGCCCUAUAUCUUUGUAUUAGCACCAGGCUCUAAGAUUCUACCCAAAGGGGGACACCAGAUAAGCUUAAGUGGCAUUAAGGUUCUUCUAGAUCUGCCUUUGGACUGACCGUGGCAUCAGCUAGGCCUAGAGUCACUCUCUGGUCAAAUCCUUGUCCUUUUAGCUCAAUUUGAGUCUUGUCUUAGCCACAGGUUUUUCCUUACCUUUUACAAAGAAGGAAAAAAGUUUGCUCUUAGGAAGCCGGUGUCCCUUAAGGGCUAAAAAGUCAUCUGCAUGUGGUUCUUCAGGGAACAGGUGCCCUUCCCAUAGGCUUUGGCCAGAUUACACAAGGAAUGAGCCCUCCUGGAUCUAGCCCCCACAGCAACUUAAAGGAUACCAGCACAAUUGGGUCAAACAGUCAGCAGCAGCAGCAGCAGCUAUUCAGUGAAUUCUUACUCAGUGUGCCAUGCCCUGUGCUCUUGUUCUGACAAGGGGACAACAGUGAAAGGAAACCCCCUUCUCUCAAGGAGCACACAAUCUGGGGGUGGGGGGAGACAGGAGAUAGAAGCCCAGGCCCUGAUCCAAAGGAGUUCGAUCUCUGGGAGAGACUUACGUAUGGGGGACCAUUAGGGAAUCACCCAGGAUGGAGGAGGAGUGCUGCCCAUAAAUGUGGGAGCUGUUCAGUGGAAGGAGAAGUUGGUGACAUGUGGGGUAGUCAGAAGUUUCAGCCUCCUGGAAGAUGUAUACAUAUGGACACAUGUGGUCCUUCAUUGUUUGGCUUCAUUUGGAGGAGACCGUUAGUGGUUACAGGGCCAGAUACCCCCUUAUCCGUCUCCCCCCAACAAUCCUAUCCUGGUGAGGGAGACCAGGCUGAGCAUGGGGCUGGGAGCAUCAUGCUCCCUUGUGGUGCCUAUGUUAGUCAGACAGUACUGGUGGCUCCCCCGUCAUACCAGGAGCUGGUCAGUCCCAGUACUAAGAGAUCAGGAGACAAAAAAUUAUAGUUGUUCACAGCAAAAAAAACCCACCCUUUGUAGCCAUUCACCCUGCCAAAUUGCCAGGCAUUCAGGAGAGACCCAGUGCCCCUUGCUCUGCACACUCCUUAGAUGGCCUUCCUUUGUCCCGGCAACUCUAAGAUGAGCAGACAAGGUGAUACAUAGGUACCUGUCCAGAAUGCAGUCACAUGUUCACCCAGACAUGCAUAUGUAUUCACAAGGGCACAAUGCACUUACAUAUAACAUGCAUGUAUAAGGCACGCACAAAAGUAUACUGCACAUAGGAGCGCAGACAUGUGCAUGUACAAACAUAUGUAAUUGUAGACACACAUCUGGUCUGGUUUUUCUGGGUUUACUGCAGAAUCUUCUCUCCAGACUUAGUAGUGGUGGUUCUGCCUGGUCACAAUGAGAAUGCUGGCAGGUAGGCUGAUUGCCUGGGGGUCUCAUCUGGCCUGGGAGGAGAGGUAACCCGGGCUCCACUGAAAGCCAAAGUGAGCCACUUCCCUGAGUUGAGUCAUCAAUAAAUGGGAAUGUCAGAUUGUGGUUCCUGAGGCUGGAGUCCUUGCCUAUCCCCAUAUUCUCCUAUACCUCAGGGGAAAACAGGGCUGCUCUGUUCCACCUGUUUCCUGGCCUGACCCCCAGCCCCAGACUCGGGACACCCCCUUGCCCAUAAACCUGCCCUAGAGUCUGGCUGGCUGAACUUGGGGAAAUAUCAACAUUGGGACCCUGAUUUUACUAAGCAGGGCCAGGCCACUAGCGGGCAGCCUUAUGGUCAGCCAAGGUCAGAGUCAAUACCCCUCCCAGUUCUGGGGUUGAGGCACCUUGGAGUCUGUAGUUGGGAGAGAAUGAUGUAGAGGACGUAAUCCCUUUUUUUCAUCUCUUUCUUCCCUUGCCCAGGUCCUUCCUCAAAUAGCUUUCUUCAAAUCUCCCCCAGAGGGACACAAUGAAGAGCAUUCUUCACUGUGAGCCCUGCUCCUUCCCCAUCCUCUGCUGCUUUCUGAAUUUUCAGGAAUUAUAUACCAUCAUCAUGACUGCCAAAAAGUGAUGGCAUGGAAGUUUGAGCUGUAGGAAGUGGGGAGGAUGGGAGGGCAGAGUGCACACCACCAUUUCCUGUAUGACCUUGGGCAAAUUGCUUGGCCUCUCUGGGCUUGGGUUGGGCUCUCCAUCCUGUAGCAUGGGGAGAAUGACUCCAGCCCCUCCUUUCAACCUCACAGCGGUGCUAUGAGGAUGAACCAGGUGCCUGGGAGUGCUUGGCAAAUCUCUAUAGACGUCAAAUGGGCCGUUUGAAUCUGAACCCAAAAACUUGGAUUGGAGUGUGGAGACAUUUUUACAGCAUGAAUAUUUCCAUAGGUUUUUUUCCAGGCUCUUCUCAGAUUCCUUGCCAACAGGGCACAUGCUAACUUAGUUGGGUCUGUUACACACUUUUUCUCCCUCAGUUUCCCAACCCAGCAAGCCAAAGAGCUAGCCCAAUCUCAUCCUUUCUUGGCUUUCCUUCCCCUACCCAGACCCAGGUGAGACCAGGACACGGACUCUGGGUGUGUGUUCCCCCCUUCUCCGUUCACCAGGCAUCCUGAAGGUCAGGCCUCAGAGGAGAGCAGAGUUUGCCAGCAGAGACUUGGCUGGAUGGUGUUGGAUGGCCCCCUUAACCCCCUCCUUCAUUAAUCUAGUCUAGGAUGAUUAGCUAUAUUGAUGAGUGCUUGAGGACAAAGUCCUCCUAAUGGUGCAGAUACUCUGAGAAGGUCCAAGUGGCCUGGCAGAGUGUGAGUCUGAUGGUAUCCAAUGAUCUGAGGGUUUUUGAGCCUAUGGCCAGCUCAGGAGUGUUUCUAUGUUUACAUGCAGCUGUUUAAGAGCUCUGUCUGUUUUCAAACUUUUUUUAAAAGACUAAAAACAGAAGAAAGUGUAGACAGAUAAGUAUAUGGCUUCUCCUGGUUCCUUUCUCUGCUUCCUAAUUCAGCCUUGGCAGCACCCCUGGAAUAUGCUCAUAUUCCUCUGUGGCCCCCUCCAUGACUGGAUAGACUGAAGCAUGCCUGUGGUGAGGGAGGGGUCUUGCUCUCUGCUGCCUGGUGCUUCCUCAUUGCUGACCCAGCCACUGGGUGUAUAUAUAUAAUGAGAGAGAUGGCUAUACCCUCUGUCUUGGGCCAGCCAUAUGCAUGAGUGUGUCUGUGUACCUUAAAAUGAUCAAUGUCCAUCUCUCCUCACUCACUGACUUGCUCUGCCACUGGUUGAUUCUCUGGUUUUCCACCCUACUCCCUCUCCUCCAUGAUAGUUGUAUAAUUUUUUGUUUGUUUGUUUUUUGGAGGGGAGGAAUUUACAAGCUCACACCUUUCUCUCCGGUUUGGUUUGUUUCCCCUUCCCCUUUCCGCUGAAUGGUAAUUUAUUUUGUCUGGAUUGGAGGCAGUAUCUGUACAUUUGAUUCCCAGGUGAUACUGUAGAUGUCUUUAAGAAAAUGGGUUAUUUUAUAUAAUUUUAUCAUAGAUUGUUCAAAUAAAUCAUUCUUUUGUCACACA